UGAGCUCUGGCUGAUGACGUACUAAUUGUGGGACAAGGUUGUGUUAUGUUUAUGGACACCGGGGCGCCGCAGUGUCACACCAGGGGGAACAUCUCAGCAGUCUUCUAGUUAGUGAACCGAUUAUUAAGGCGGAGAAUGUCUGUGGCAGCUCUACGUUGGAUCCGUUGUCGGAGACUGAGCACAGCUGGGUCAUCUGGAGUGAAGAAGGUGCUCCAGUGGAAAGAUUUAAGAAAGGUUGCCAAAGUAACUGGUGCAGUUGUUUUGGGGGGCUGCCUGUUUAUCACUUAUGAAGUCGUAGCCUUGGACAAGGCUGUGACCAUUGACACCAGCGCUAUUCUUCAGGAGAAGUACAAGUCUUACAUUUAUCUGAGAGCCACUCCUUCAGAUGAAAAGGAUAACCUCACUGCAGGGCUCACACAUAAAGCCAGGAGGGAGCUUCAUAAAGCAGCGAGGCGCUUUCUGGAAAUGUCAUCAAGGCUUUUGCUGCAAUCACUAGAUGAACACUUUACCCAUGUGGAUGCAGACCCACAUGAGGUGGCAUUAUGGGUCUUACUGAAGAGGACACUAUCAGCCAAUAAAGCCAUCAGAUUGCAGGCUGUACAGGAGCUUGCAGACAAUCACCACUGGCACGACUACCAGUACCAGACUGCAGCCCAGGUUAUAGACCAGAGAACAGCAGUGGGUCUGGCCCGGACACCCCAGGUAGACCUUCGAUUCUUUCUACGCUCACCUGCACUGCCGGUCCCAGAGGACGGUUUGUCUGCAGAAGACGGACUAAGGCAGCUCCUGGGGUCUCUGCCUCAGUCUGAGGUGGACAAAUGUGUUCAGUACUUCACAUCACUGGCUCUCAGAGAGAGCACCCAGUCCUUAGCAGCACAACGGGGUGGAUUAUGGUGUUUUGGAGGUAAUGGACUGCCUUAUGCCCAGAGCCUCACUUCUGUCCCCUCUGAAAAAGUGGAAUCCUUCUGUUUACAGGCACUGGUACAGCACUCAAAGGUCCAAAGUCACUGUGACCACAUUGUUGCCAACGGGGGUCUGCAGCUCCUCCAGAGGGUUUAUCAGCUCCGUAGAGACUCCCUGAAGAUUCAGAGGAACAUUGUUCGUAUUAUAGGAAAUUUGGCUCUCAAUGAGGGUGUUCACCAGGCCAUAGCUCAGUCUGGCUGGGUGUCUGUCCUGGCUGAGAUGAUGCAGUCUCCUCAUGUCAUGCAGGCGUCUCAUGCAGCACGCGCUCUGGCCAACCUGGACAGGGAGGCAGUGAAGGAGAAAUAUCAGGAUGGUGUUUAUAUCCUGCACCCACAAACGCGUGGCAACCAGCCAAUCAAAGCAGACGUGCUCUUCAUCCAUGGGAUCUUGGGAGCAGCUUUUAAGACAUGGAGGCAGAAGGACCGUGAUACUUUAGAGGACGAGAGUGAGAGGGGGGCGGAAAGCGAGGAUGAUUACUCAGAGUGCUGGCCAAAGUCAUGGUUGGCUGCUGACUGUCCGAAUCUUAGAAUACUGUCGGUGGAGUAUGACAGUCACCUCAGUGACUGGAUGGCCAAGUGUCCUGCUGAGAAUCAGAGGAAGUCUUUGGCCCACAGAAGUGCAGAGCUACUGAAGAAGUUAAAGCAGGCAGGUGUUGGAGAGAGGCCUCUGGUCUGGGUGGCCCACAGUAUGGGAGGGUUGCUUGUGAAGAAAAUGCUGCUGGAUGCAGUGGAGGACCCAGACAUGCAUUCACUGUUAAAGAACACCAAGGGCAUUUUGUUCUAUAGUGUUCCUCACCACGGCACUUUCAUGGCAGAGUACUCGGUCAGUGUCAGAUAUCUCCUCUUUCCCUCUAUAGAAGUCAGAGAACUUUGCAAAGACUCACCAGCACUGCGCAACCUGAAUGAGAACUUCCUAAACAUGGCCAAAGAAAAGGAAAUCAAGGUGCUGAGCUUUGCAGAGACGCUGCCCACAAACAUCGGUCCCAUGGUCAAGAUACUGGUGGUGCCGCAACAGUCAGCAAAUCUGGGCAUUGGGGAGCUCAUCGAGGUAGACGUAGAUCACCUCAACAUCUGCAAACCAGAGAAGAAGGACUCGUUUCUGUACAAGCGAAGCCUCAAGUUCAUCAUGGAAGCGCUGCAGAGCUACAUCAGCCACUGACUGACAUACAUGAUAUCAAACGUACUAAUAGGACCUACUUUAAUACUUGAAAUUGGGACGAGCACUUCUAACUCCAAACCAAACAGAAACAUAACUGCCUCUCUGUGUUACACAUUCAUAUGUAGACCACUUGUUAUGAUAGUAUAACUAGGGAAUUAAAUUUGUUUUACACUUCCAUUUCUAUGGGAGUGUGUCACAGAUACAUUUUAGAGGAUAUUUGAAUAGUGAAGGAACAUAAUGACAUUUUCAAGUCAGUAUAGAUCAUACAAAUGUAAUCUAGAUUUUAUUUUUCUGGCCCUUUUUAGUGUCAUCUUAAAAUUGAGAGCUUAACAUGCGGCCCAUUGUGUUCAUACUCUGUGUAAAGAUGCACUGACAUGCCAUUGUCUCACCUGCUUCUCAGUAUUUUUGAACAAAGCAAUGGUUGAAGAAUUUUUAUUUUUAAUUUAUGUAUUUUUAUUAUAACUGCAGUAUGACAGUCAUAUGUCUGCCAAAACAUAUUCCUUUGUCAACUUGACCUCCAAUGGACCUGUAUGAAUAUGUAUCUGGGCAGAUUUAUUUAUUUUUUGGGGCCUAAUCAAACAAUUCAACUUUAAUCUCCAUGUGUUUGUUGUUCAAAUUGCCACUAGCAAUACCAACAAUGAAUAAAUGAAUGAAGUAGAGGCUUUAUUUAAA
Messenger RNA from Notolabrus celidotus (New Zealand spotty), 2793 nucleotides. RefSeq names its product serine active site containing 1 (gene serac1). The record is from RefSeq and is a predicted model, not a curated record. The transcript is spliced from 17 exons. Lineage: Eukaryota; Metazoa; Chordata; Actinopteri; Labriformes; Labridae. The coding region runs from base 136 to 2121 and encodes 661 amino acids.